UAAAAACUGGUCAUUUGCUUCAGGAAUUGUGGGAAUUGAAGUCUUCCCGAGAGGUCAACAUGUGGAGCCGUCUGUCUACCUAGCCAGAGGUAGCCUGUCGUGGUUGAUUCCAGUCAUUAUGUCGUUUUGUUUUAACUUCGACAUUUCAGGGCAAGCAAACGCCUCUAAAGAAGUGGAUGGAAAUGAAGUGCAAAGCGGAAACAAAGACGAUGGCGCUAAAUAUGCAGAAGUUGAUGAUAAUACACCAGCCGGUCCAGUAAAAGAGGCUAAAGAGCACCUUCCUCCAUCUGACCCCCAGUUCCUCCUCACUGAUGGAGUCUUUGAAACAAUUACCAUCGGCACCCUUCCUCCUCUGCACUUCCUCAACGAAACCGUUUUUGAGAGGACGGCCUCAGAGCGAGAGGACAGGGAGAAAAUCCUGUCUUUCAGGGAGGAGAAGAACUCUGAUCUCAUCUCUGGUGUGUACGAGGGCGGCCUGAAGGUGUGGGAGUGCACUUAUGACAUUCUGGAGAUAAUGGAAAAAGAGGGAGAAACCUUCAGUGGGAAAACAGUGCUGGAUUUGGGUUGUGGAGCGGGACUGUUGGGAAUACUGGCCUUGAAGCGAGGAGCCAGGCAGAUCCUUUUUCAAGAUUAUAACAGCACAGUCAUCGAACAGCUCACAGUGCCAAAUGUAAUCCUAAACUGUGAAGAGGAUGAUGAGGUAGAGGGUGAUGGUGAGAAAAAGGGGAAAGGCAAGGGAAAAAAACAAGAAGACGGUUGUGUAGAGAAAGGGAAAGAGGAUUUGAACUCUGGCAGCCCCCCUCCUAAGAAAAGAGCAGCAGAUCUAUCCAAGCACCCAUUAAUGAGGAAGUGCCUCUUUUACUCUGGGGACUGGAGGACAUUUCUUCCUUUGGUCUUAAAGAAAGAACCACAGCCCAAAUUUGACAUUAUAUUCACAUCAGAAACAAUCUACAACACUUGCUACUACCCUGCCCUACAUGAAACGCUGCACAAACUGCUGGCACCCAGUGGUCUGGUCUACCUGGCCACCAAAUCACACUACUUUGGUGUUGGUGGUGGGCUACAUCUGUUUGAGACAUUUGUGGAGCAGAGGGGUGUUUUCUCCCUGGAUCACCUGUGGGAUGGGGCAGAAGGCCUGCAGAGACAUGUAGUGGUGCUGCGUUUUAAAAAGCAAAAUGAGAACUGACAAGGAAACGUCAGCUGGUUUUGAAAUUAUUCAUGGACAAACUGUUAAAUGAGUGUUUUACAGAUGUACUGAUUAGAGACUUUAUAGCCAAUUUCCAGUCACAGAUUUUGUAAAGCUCUGACUGACUGAUACAGUUUUGUCUUUGCAGACUAUAAAAAAUAAAAACUUUUUAAAAACC
Xiphophorus hellerii (green swordtail) is the source of this 1364-nucleotide messenger RNA. RefSeq names its product methyltransferase 18, RPL3 N3-histidine (gene mettl18). NCBI's taxonomy places the organism in Eukaryota, Metazoa, Chordata, Actinopteri, Cyprinodontiformes, Poeciliidae. Bases 119 to 1186 code for a protein of 355 amino acids. Gene Ontology annotation, cellular component: nucleus. Gene Ontology annotation, molecular function: protein-L-histidine N-tele-methyltransferase activity. Gene Ontology annotation, biological process: peptidyl-histidine methylation, to form tele-methylhistidine. The record is from RefSeq and is a predicted model, not a curated record. The transcript is spliced from 2 exons.